UGUUGUAAACAAAAAGUAGCUGGGCCAGGCGGGGGGUUAGCGUCAGGGUAAGCGUCAGGGUAAGCGUCAGGAUGCGGGAAAUUGUGCAUCUUCAGCUUGGUGGCUGCGGGAACCAUAUUGGGUCAAAGUUCUGGGAGGUGGCCAGCGACGAGCAUGGCGUAGACCCGACUGGAACUUUCCACGGAGAAUCUGACCUGCAGCUAGAGAGGAUCAACGUCUACUACAACGAGGCUACUGGCGGCAAGUUCGUGCCUCGCGCCAUCCUAGUUGACCUUGAACCUGGAGUGCUGGACAGUGUCCGUGGAGGGCCGUUUGGUCAGAUCUUCCGUCCUGACAACUUCGUCUUCGGCAAGUUUGGCUGCAGCAAUAACUGGGCCAAAGGUUUCUUCACUGACGGCGCCGAACUGGCGAACACGAUCUGUGACAUCGCCAGACGGGAGGCGGAGUCGUGUGACUGUCUCCAGGGCUUUCAGAUGGUCCACGCCCUAGGGGGCGGCACUGGCGGCGGACUGGGCUGUCUGCUGCUGUUGAGGCUGAAGGAGGAGUUCCCUGACAGGAUGUUCUGCUCCUUCGCUGUUCUACCCUCCCCCAAGGUAUCCGAGGUGGUGGUGGAGCCUUACAACGCCAUCCUCUCGCUCAACACCAUCAUGUCGUGCACCGAGCACACCUACAUGCUGGACAACGAGGCGCUGUACGACAUCUGUUACCGCACGCUCAAGCUCUCGGCCCCGGCAUACGGCGACCUCAACCACCUCGUCUCCUGCGUCAUGUCCGGCAUCACCACCAGCUUUAGGUUCCCCGGUCAGUUAAAUGGAGACCUGCGCAAGCUGGCGGUCAACAUGGUGCCGUUUCCCAGACUCCACUUCUUCGUGCCCGGGUUCGUGCCCCUGACGGCCCGAGGGAACCAGCCGUACAAGUCCAUCUCCGUGCCGGAGCUGACGCAGCAGAUGUGGGACGCUAAAAACAUGAUGUGUGCCAUCGACCCGCGUCACGGGCGCUACCUCACGGCGGCCGCUGUCUUCAGGGGGCGCAUGUCUACCAAGGAGGUGGACGAGCAGAUGCUGAACGUGCAGACCAAGAACAGCUCCUACUUCAUCGAGUGGGUCCCCAACAACGUCAAGACCAUCAUCUGCGACAUCCCGCCCCGCGGGCUCAGGAUGGCCGCCACCUUCAUCGGCAACACGACGGCCAUCCAGGAGGUCAUCCGACGCAUCGGGGACCAGUUCCACUCCCUGCUGGCCCGUCGGGCCUUCUUGCACUGGUACACAGGUGAGGGUAUGGAGGAGUCUGACUUUGUGCAGGCCCAGGAGAGCAUGAGGGACCUGAUCUCCGAGUACCAGCAGUACCAGGACGUGCCCACAGAGCUGGGCAUGGACUACCUGGACCAGGCCAUGGCGGACGUCCCGGGGGGUCAGCACCAGACCAGGAGCAUGACGGCCUCAGACCUGCUCAUCAAACAGCACCAGAAGAAGAAGGGGGGAUCCUCUAAGGCCACACGAUACUAGCCAGCCAACACUAGACCUGCUCAUCAAACAGCAUCAGAAGAAGAAGGGGGGAUCCUCUAAGGCCACACGAUACUAGCCAGCCAACACUAGACCUGCUCAUCAAACAGCACCAGAAGAAGAAGGGGGGAUCCUCUAAGGCCACACGAUACUAGCCAGCCAACACUAGACCUGCUCAUCAAACAGCACCAGAAGAAGUAGGGGGAUCCUCUAAGGCCACACGAUACUAGCCAGCCAACACUAGACCUGCUCAUCAAACAGCAUCAGAAGAAGAAGGGGGGAUCCUCUAAGGCCACACGAUACUAGCCAGCCAACACUAGACCUGCUCAUCAAACAGCACCAGAAGAACGGGGGAUCCUCUAAGGCCACACGAUACUAGCCAGCCAACACUAGACCUGCUCAUCAAACAGCACCAGAAGAAGAAGGGGGGAUCCUCUAAGGCCACACGAUACUAGCCAGCCAACACCCAACACUAGACCUGCUCAUCAAACAGCACCAGAAGAAGAAGGGGGGAUCCUCUAAGGCCACACGAUACUAGCCAGCCAACACUAGACCUGCUCAUCAAACAGCAUCAGAAGAAGAAGGGGGAUCCUCUAAGGCCACACGAUACUAGCCAGCCAACACUAGACCUGCUCAUCAAACAGCAUCAGAAGAAGAAGGGGGGAUCCUCUAAGGCCAUACGAUACUAGCCAGCCAACACCCAACACUAGACCUGCUCAUCAAACAGCACCAGAAGAAGAAGGGGGGAUCCUCUAAGGCCACACGAUACUAGCCAGCCAACACUAGACCUGCUCAUCAAACAGCAUCAGAAGAAGAAGGGGGGAUCCUCUAAGGCCACACGAUACUAGCCAGCCAACACUAGACCUGCUCAUCAAACAGCAUCAGAAGAAGAAGGGGGGAUCCUCUAAGGCCACACGAUACUAGCCAGCCAACACUAGACCUGCUCAUCAAACAGCACCAGAAGAAGAAGGGGGAUCCUCUAAGGCCACACGAUACUAGCCAGCCAACACUAGACCUGCUCAUCAAACAGCACCAGGAGAAGAAGGGGGAUCCUCUAAGGCCACACGAUACUAGCCAGCCAACACUAGACCUGCUCAUCAAACAGCAUCAGAAGAAGAAGGGGGGAUCCUCUAAGGCCACACGAUACUAGCCAGCCAACACU
This is a messenger RNA of Physella acuta, 2664 nucleotides long. RefSeq names its product tubulin beta-4A chain. NCBI's taxonomy places the organism in Eukaryota, Metazoa, Mollusca, Gastropoda, Physidae. Gene Ontology annotation, biological process: microtubule-based process. Gene Ontology annotation, cellular component: microtubule. Gene Ontology annotation, molecular function: GTP binding; structural constituent of cytoskeleton; GTPase activity. The record is from RefSeq and is a predicted model, not a curated record.